AUGUCUGAGGAUCCAGCUACCAGUUUACCAGAGAUCCAAACCUUCCCCACUUCUCAGCUCACUGUGAAAAUCUUGCAAGCUAGAAAUAUCACUGCAGCUGACCCACUGAGUGGAACUGACUGCUAUGUAACACUGUGGCUGCCAACAGCUUCGCAGGAGGAAGCAAGGACUCAAACAGUCCUUAAUUCAAGCGCACCUGUGUGGAACGAAACCUUCUUUUUCACCGUACAGAAUCAAGUGAAGAACAUCCUGGAACUGAAGAUUUACGAUGAAGACCUGCUCACAACAGAUGACCUGCUCUUUACUGUCCUUUUUGAUGUAGCUGAAGUCAGCCCUGGAGAGAGAUUCCACACAACCUUCAUACUGAAUUCAGAGCAUAAGGAAGAACUGGACGUAGAGUUCAUAAUGAAGGAAAACUUCUUCUGUUUUUCAGUUAAUUACCUUUCACCAAAGGUUCUAGCCUUCCUGAAUUUGGAUCGUCUUGAAAAUCUCCUCACCAACAACAUCAUAGUGGCCCGUCCAGUUUCUUGUUUGAAUGUUUGUGUUUCCAAGGGGAAAAGUGCAAAGUAUUUGAAAGACGAAGGUGACCUUGAACUGAGAAUGAAGGGAUCAUAUGAAGAUACAUGGAAAACUGUUUUGGAAUCUGGAUCGGUAGAAUGCUUUUAUUUCCACUAUCCAAUGCAUUGGGAACCACAAUUAAACACCCACCUGCAGCAUCGCUCAAGUAAUGGGGAGCAAGACAAACAGAAUUCAUCGGCAUCCUUGACUAUGCCUCUGAAAUCACUUUCUGUGGGGCAGGAGGUGAAAGUAAUUCUUACUGCAUCAGAGGAUACUAAUUUGGAAGUUAAAUUGCGUACACAGACUUGCUCAGAACACCUUGAUGUGCGUUUGAGGUUUGACCUGUGCGGAGAGGAAAAGACUUUUCUACAUAAAAGGAAGAAAGUGGUUGCAGCUGGUUUGAAAAGUGUCCUCCAGCUAGAAGAGGAUUUGUUGGAUCAUGAGGUGCCAGUAGUUGCAGUCAUGGCCACAGGAGGUGGAUGCAGAGCAAUGACGUCUCUUUAUGGGCAGCUCUCAGGACUUAAGAAGCUUGGCAUUCUGGACUGCAUAACAUAUAUCAGCGGUACCUCAGGCUCAACUUGGACCAUGUCAAAUUUGUAUGAAGAUUCUAAUUGGUCCCAAAAGGAUCUGGAGAGGCCAAUCCUUGAAGCCAAGAAGCAUAUGGGAAAGAAUAAGAUGAGCACAUUUUCUCUGGAGCACCUGAUUUAUUAUCAAGAGGAGCUGCGCCAGAGGGCCAAAGAGGGCAUCUCUACUUCUUUUAAUGACCUGUGGGCCGUAGCUCUGGAGAAUAUCUUGCAUGAUGGGGUGAAUGAUUUUAAGCUAUCUGAUCAGCAACAGGCUGUGAAUCAAGGGCAGAAUCCCCUACCCCUCUAUUUAGCCCUUAAUGUGAAAGAAAACCAUAUUUCUACUUUUGAUUUCAAAGAAUGGUGUGAAUUCUCCCCCUAUGAAGUUGGUUUUCCGAAAUAUGGUGCAUUCAUCCAUUCAGAAGAUUUUGGAAGUGAAUUCUUCAUGGGACGGCUAAUGAAGAAAAACCUAGAGUCCCGGAUCUGUUAUUUAGAAGCGUUGUGGAGCAAUAUUCUUGCUGUGAAUCUGCUUGAUGUCUGGAAUAAGCUGAGCAGUACAGAUGCAUCUUGGCAGAAACUUAUCAGAAGCAAAAUAAGAAACAUCGAGAGAAAUCAUAUUCCACCAGAAAGCUCUACUUACUUGGGGACCUCCUGGAUGUGUCCUGAUGGGAAGCUCUUUCAGAUUAUAAGAAAUAUUUUAACUGAUCGUCCAUUGCACCAUCACAUCCAUAACUUCCUCAAUGGUUUCCAUAUGCAUAAAGAUUAUUAUCAGGAGAGUCAGUUCUCUACAUGGAAAGACAGCCGACUGGACCAGUUUCCUAAUCAACUGACACCAUCAGAAGAAGGUAUCUGCCUGGUUGAUGCUGCAUAUUUCAUCAAUACUAGCUGUCCCCCGCUCUUGAGAAAGGAGCGGAAAGUAGAUGUCAUCUUAUCAUUUGAUUACUCUCUGGACAACCCUUUCCAGUCUAUAGAACAAACCAGUGAAUACUGCUUGGAGCAGGGAAUUCCUUUCCCCAGGAUUUCAUUGAGUGAGGAAGACAAGAAAAAUCCAAGAGAAUGUUACCUAUUUGUGGACGAGGAGAAUAACAAAUCCCCCAUUGUGCUUCAUUUCCCGCUUGUGAACGAUACAUUCCAGAAAUUUAAAGAACCAGGUGUGGAACGUAGGCAAACCGAGAUGGCAGAAGGCACAGUCCCUCUAUCUGGCUAUUGCUCACCAUACCAGCUGAUGAACUUUACAUACACUGAGAAAGACUUUGACAGACUCCUGAAACUGACUGACUAUAACAUCCAGAAUAGCAGAGACUUCAUUCUUCAGGCUCUCUCCAUAGCCAUAGAAUGGAAAAAAUGUGGCCGGAAAUGUGCCCAGCCAUGUGACUCUUCUUAGGAUCCCUUGCCUGUUUUUACCAGCAAUGUAUGGCUUCCUCCUCCUAGUAGAUCAUCAAACCUUUAGCUUUGCAGAGGAGAAGGAUUGCCGGGUCAAUGGAGUUCAACCCCCAAACAGAUGAAGGUUACUAUCCUGUACACAUUGAUUAGAGAGAGCAAGUCAUAUUAAAUUCAGCAGGCCUCACUUCUGAGCUAACAUCCUUAGGACUUUCACUGUAAGAAAUCUGAAAAUGGUGAUGCCUUGCUUCUUAUCUUUACUUGUCCUUCAAGCACUUAAAUCAGGUAUAUGGAGGCUGUGGACCUCGAGAUGUAGAUUGACUCCCACCAGCCACAACCAGCAGGACUAAUGCAAAGGGCGAUGUGAGUCUUAGUCCCGCAACAUCAGGAUAGUCGCAGGCUCCCCAUCCCUGACAUUUGAAAGAGAUGGGAGAAAGAGAGGUUAAAAGAUACCAGCAAAUGCCAAAAUCGGGAAUAUUGUAGCGUCAGACACCCAGUGUCAGAACCUGGGGUUACUUCUUUGCUUAAUAAAUUGAGUAAUUAUG
This is a messenger RNA of Zootoca vivipara (common lizard), 3046 nucleotides long. The record is from RefSeq and is a predicted model, not a curated record. NCBI's taxonomy places the organism in Eukaryota, Metazoa, Chordata, Lepidosauria, Squamata, Lacertidae.